Molecule: messenger RNA, 2233 nt
Organism: Tachysurus fulvidraco (yellow catfish)
Lineage: Eukaryota; Metazoa; Chordata; Actinopteri; Siluriformes; Bagridae
Product: ATP-sensitive inward rectifier potassium channel 1-like
Exons: 2
Coding region: 203-1324 (373 amino acids)
Biological process (GO): regulation of monoatomic ion transmembrane transport; potassium ion import across plasma membrane
Cellular component (GO): plasma membrane
Molecular function (GO): ATP-activated inward rectifier potassium channel activity
Source: RefSeq, a predicted model, not a curated record
GUCACAUUUAAGAGGGUGACCAAGAGAGAUGAUAUCACCAUUAUAAAUUUACAAAUUUUACUUUUUCUUUUAAUAUUUCUUCCUUUUUAGAUCUUUAAAAACAAGACAGAGAGAGGGAGCAAGAAGGACAGAAGGGGAAAAAGCUAUUUUUUUCUAUCACAGAAGAGCUGCUAUAGCAGAUUGAGCUUUCUGUACUUGUGAAAUGACACGCUCCUUGCAACAGUUGCUUCAAGACUACAUAGCAAAGCAGCGCAUUCACAAAAACCGUCUGGUAACCAAGGAUGGACACUGCAACAUUGAAUAUGGCAACAUGAGGUACAGCAGUCGCUUUGCAUAUGUGCAGGAUUUCUGGACAACCUUUGUGGCGAUACGGUGGCGUUUCAUCAUUUUAUUAUUUGUGGCCUCCUUCACUCUUAGUUGGUUCAUUUUUGGACUGAUUUGGUACUGGAUUGCUCAUGAUAAUGGUGAUCUUUGGUGGCAAAAUCCACCUUCAGACCACAAACCAUGUAUAUAUAAUGUUUUUGGUUUAACAACUGCCUUCCUUUACUCACUUGAAACACAGAUGACUAUUGGUUAUGGAAUGCGAGUGCUCAGUCCAUACUGCCCUGGUGCUGUCGCCCUAAUAAUUAUCCAGUCCAUCGUUGGGUUAUUUAUAAACUGCUUCUGGUGUGGACUGGUUAUGGCCAAAAUUACUUUACCCAAGAAAAGAGCAAAGACCAUUACUUUUAGCAAAAUGGCAGUUAUUUGUCCCAAAAAUGAUGCCCUGUGUUUGCAGAUAAGAGUGGCCAACUUGCGCAGGACAUUAAUGAUUGGAAGCCAGCUAUAUGGCAAGAUGCUUAGAACAACAGUAACUCCAGAAGGUGAGACCAUCAUUCUGGACCAGGUCAAUAUAGAUUUUAUGGUUGAUGCUGGAAAAGACAACCUCUUCUUCAUUUGUCCUUUGACUUUGUAUCAUGUAAUUGAUAAGACAAGUCCAUUUUUUAAAUUUGAUCUGGACACACUUCUCCAACAAGAGUUUGAGCUUGUGGUAUUUUUGGAUGGCAUAGAUGAAUCCACCAGCUCCUCCUGCCAAGUCAGGACCUCUUACAUCCCACAGGAGAUUAAGUGGGGUUACAAUUUCCUCCCCAUCAUCUCCCGCAGUAAAGAAGGGAAAUAUCAUGUGGACUUCUCCAAUUUUGACAAAGUGGAGCCAAUUUCAACUGCACACUGUGCUCGCUGUUUCUACAAUGGGCAAAGCCAGCAUCACAGCCCUAAAAAUGGCACUGAAAAUGCAGGGUUUGAAAUGAUUGAAGUUGAUGAUCGAAUCAGUAGUACCAAUAUGUAAGAAAGCACCCUAUAUAGAUAGAUAGAUAGAUAGAUAGAUAGAUAGAUAGAUAGAUAGAUAGAUAGAUAGAUAGAUAGAUAGAUAGAUAGAUAGAUAGAUAGAUAGAUAGAUAGAUAGAUGCCCUAGGUUUCCAUUUUAAGUACAAUAACUCAAACUUAAGAGAAUGUUUGCAUCAUGAUCCAUUCUGACUAUUUGUAGCAUAUAGUAAAUAAAAAGCUGUGCAUUAGAAAACAAAAACAUUUGGUUAACUUUCACUGAUGUUACUCAAAGGGAUGUGUCUGAUACACAGUGCUUUUCUCAAUGUGCCCUAAUUUUAUUUCCAAAUACCAGACCCAAAUGAGCUGGCAACUAGUUAGCUAGUUAACCUAAAUAGCUAAACAAUAUUUAAAAUGAUUUUUAAAUAAUCUAAUCAAGCUCAAUCCUAGUAGUGCUAAGAAAUACACCUCUGUUUGGGUUACUGUCUGUGUAGGGCUUCAAAGUUUCCCCUUAUGUUUGUAUGUGUUCCUUUAGGUUUCCUUCCUACAAGGUACUGUACAUCCAAGGUGUAGCUUUGUUCCCAGAGUUUCAAGGAUAGGUUCAGGCUCCACUGUGAUAUUAUACAUCUUUGCUCUUUGAUUGUAUAAAUUGUGUUUCUGUAUUGAAUGUUAUUAGUAAAUUUGCGACAUUGUAUUUGGGACAUUGUAUAUGUAUCUUGUACAUCUUGUAUUGUACAAGAUGUAUUCCUAGUAAUGGGGACUGUCGUUCUAGAAUAUUAUUUUAUUUUAUUAUGCAAUAUUUACAAAAUUUAAUUGGUAAAGUGACAUUUUUAUUUGUUGUAAUGUAAUUUAAAUGUAUAUGUGUAUAUGUCUUGUAAAAGAAUUAUUGCUACAGUAUAUCUAAAAUAUCCUUAUAUUCUUAAAAAUAAUUCAA